Molecule: messenger RNA, 1472 nt
Organism: Oppia nitens
Lineage: Eukaryota; Metazoa; Arthropoda; Arachnida; Sarcoptiformes; Oppiidae
Exons: 2
Coding region: 144-1439 (431 amino acids)
Biological process (GO): regulation of transcription by RNA polymerase II
Cellular component (GO): nucleus
Molecular function (GO): DNA-binding transcription factor activity, RNA polymerase II-specific; RNA polymerase II cis-regulatory region sequence-specific DNA binding
Source: RefSeq, a predicted model, not a curated record
UUGUUAAUAAUAAGUGAUCUAAUUGUUAGAUCCAAUGUUUACAAUACAUUCAUAUCAAGUGUUUAAUUAAAUUAAUAAUAAAUAUAAUAUUUAUUUGUUAUUCAUAUUAAGUUUUAGCACAUAUUUCUUGUUUAACUAACACAAUGUCCAGCAAAAAGCACAAGAAGUUGAAGAAUGAGACCGAAAACCGGACAAAAGUCAAGAAAAAAGACAAACAUAGAGACAAAGUUAAAGAUAAGACAUCAAAGGAUAAGAAAAAUAAAAUAAAUUUGAAGACAAUAACAACAACAGAUAAAACAGUUGAUAAUGUGAUCAGUGAUGUCGAAAGCUUACCGAGUGAUGUGAUCGAUGAUUUGGUGGACAUCAGCGACAAUGAAGACUACAAAACAGACAAUUGGAUAACCGAUGAAAUCAAUAAUAAUAAGUUAAGUGAUGCACCACUUCAUCAAUUGUUUCCAAGAUUACGUUAUUUAGCCAAAGACGACAUCGAAACAGCCAAACGUAAAGGUAUAGAGAUUAAGACCGGAAUAUUCUCCAAACAAGAGAAGAGUAUAAUGACAGCCAACUGGAAUCAGUUCAUCAAAGACUUUCCAGUCGACAAUCCGUAUCUAUUUAUCGGUGUUUUCAGAUAUGUUAAAGAGUCGCAAGAUAUGGAUAGCAAUGAACGACAAAGAGCUCAACAGAUCGCCAAAGUUGGACAGCUUUGGCUUCGUUUGGCUAAAGGAUUGCCGAAUCGGCCGCUGUGUCUCAUCUAUAGGCGUGCGUUGCGGAUGUUUUCGGGACUGAAAAAGUCGAAAAACUUGACGGAUGAGGACAGACAACAUAUACUUGAUAUGCAUAGCAAUGGUAUGAAAAUUAGUGACAUUGCUUACAGAAUAUUUUGCGAACCAAAGACUGUCACUGAGAUUAUCCGCAAUAAUGUCAACACAACGACUGGCGAUAAACUGGUAAAGCGCUGGAAUGACAGUGAAAAUAAACGGUUUAUCAAAACAAUCAAAGAAGUUAUGAAAGAAGACAACAUUAAUGAGUAUAACUAUAAUGAUAUUCCUUGGGGUAAAGUGGCGCACAAAAUGAAGAACAGAUCCAUUACUCAGUGUAGAAAUCAUUUUAAGUCAAGAAUUAUAUAUCUAAUGUUGAAUCCAGACUUCGAUGGCAUCAAAAACUGGUCACUCUUAGAGACCAAACGUCUUAUUUAUGGUUUAUAUAAAGAAAACUAUGAAAAUGAAUGCGAUAUCGAUUGGGAUUACUUUAAGGAAAAAUUUUCACAUGUCUCUAUAUUUGGUGAGAUUUGUCGUAAUUGGCGAACACUUAAGUACACUAAUCGCGAGUACCAACUAAUGACACACAAACAGAAUGUUGAAUAUCUUUAUAAUAAAUAUAUCGCAAAUAACGAUAUCGAAGAAUUGGAACAGUUCUGGAAAGACAAUGUCGACGACUAAUUAAGAUUCAUUUAUUUGUCAUAUGUUUUAAUU